Molecule: messenger RNA, 2208 nt
Organism: Coregonus clupeaformis (lake whitefish)
Lineage: Eukaryota; Metazoa; Chordata; Actinopteri; Salmoniformes; Salmonidae
Product: cell surface glycoprotein 1-like
Exons: 2
Coding region: 1-2208 (735 amino acids)
Source: RefSeq, a predicted model, not a curated record
AUGGAGAGACGAGCCCCUGUCACCCAGCCAGAAGACAGAGAGACGAGCCCCUGUCACCCAGCCAGAGGACAGAGAGACGAGCCCCUGUCACCCAGCCAGAGGACAGAGAGACGAGCCCCUGUCACCCAGCCAGAAGACAGAGAGACGAGCCCCUGUCACCCAGCCAGAGGACAGAGAGACGAGCCCCUGUCACCCAGCCAGAGGACAGAGAGACGAGCCCCUGUCACCCAGCCAGAGGACAGAGAGACGAGCCCCUGUCACCCAGCCAGAGGACAGAGAGACGAGCCCCUGUCACCCAGCCAGAGGACAGAGAGACGAGCCCCUGUCACCCAGCCAGAGGACAGAGAGACGAGCCCCUGUCACCCAGCCAGAGGACAGAGAGACGAGCCCCUGUCACCCAGCCAGAGGACAGAGAGACGAGCCCCUGUCACCCAGCCAGAGGACAGAGAGACGAGCCCCUGUCACCCAGCCAGAGGACAGAGAGACGAGCCCUGUCACUCAGCCAGAGGACAGAGAGACGAGCCCCUGUCACCCAGCCAGAGGACAGAGAGACGAGCCCCUGUCACCCAGCCAGAGGACAGAGAGACGAGCCCCUGUCACCCAGCCAGAGGACAGAGAGACGAGCCCCUGUCACCCAGCCAGAGGACAGAGAGACGAGCCCCUGUCACCCAGCCAGAAGACAGAGAGACGAGCCCCUGUCACCCAGCCAGAGGACAGAGAGACGAGCCCCUGUCACCCAGCCAGAAGACAGAGAGACGAGCCCCUGUCACCCAGCCAGAGGACAGAGAGACGAGCCCCUGUCACCCAGCCAGAGGACAGAGAGACGAGCCCCUGUCACUCAGCCAGAAGACAGAGAGACGAGCCCCUGUCACCCAGCCAGAGGACAGAGAGACGAACCCCUGUCACCCAGCCAGAGGACAGAGAGACAAGCCCCUGUCACCCAGCCAGCGGACAGAGAUACGAGCCCCUGUCACCCAGCCAGAGGACAGAGAGACGAGCCCCUGUCACUCAGCCAGAGGACAGAGAGACGAGCCCCUGUCACUCAGCCAGAGGACAGAGAGACGAGCCCCUGUCACCCAGCCAGAAGACAGAGAGACGAGCCCCUGUCACCCAGCCAGAGGACAGAGAGACGAGCCCCUGUCACCCAGCCAGAGGACAGAGAGACAAGCCCCCGUCACCCAGCCAGAGGACAGAGAGACGAGCCCCCGUCACCCAGCCAGAGGACAGAGAGACGAGCCCCCGUCACCCAGCCAGAGGACAGAGAGACGAGCCCCGUCACCCAGCCAGAGGACAGAGAGACGAGCCCCCGUCACCCAGCCAGAGGACAGAGAGACGAGCCCCGUCACCCAGCCAGAGGACAGAGAGACGAGCCCCCGUCACCCAGCCAGAGGACAGAGAGACGAGCCCCCGUCACCCAGCCAGAGGACAGAGAGACGAGCCCCCGUCACCCAGCCAGAGGACAGAGAGACGAGCCCCUGUCACCCAGCCAGAGGACAGAGAGACGAGCCCCUGUCACUCAGCCAGAGGACAGAGAGACGAGCCCCUGUCACCCAGCCAGAGGACAGAGACGAGCCCCUGUCACCCAGCCAGAGGACAGAGAGACGAGCCCCUGUCACCCAGCCAGAGGACAGAGAGACGAGCCCCUGUCACCCAGCCAGAAGACAGAGAGACGAGCCCCUGUCACCCAGCCAGAGGACAGAGAGACGAGCCCCUGUCACUCAGCCAGAAGACAGAGAGACGAGCCCCUGUCACCCAGCCAGAGGACAGAGAGACGAACCCCUGUCACCCAGCCAGAGGACAGAGAGACGAGCCCUGUCACCCAGCCAGCGGACAGAGAUACGAGCCCCUGUCACCCAGCCAGAGGACAGAGAGACGAGCCCCUGUCACUCAGCCAGAAGACAGAGAGACAAGCCCCUGUCACCCAGCCAGAAGACAGAAAGACGAACCCCUGUCACCCAGCCAGAGGACAGAGACGAGCCCCUGUCACCCAGCCAGAGGACAGAGACACGAGCCCCUGUCACCCAGCCAGAGGACAGAGAUACGAGCCCCUGUCACCCAGCCAGAGGACAGAGAGACGAGCCCCUGUCACUCAGCCAGAGGACAGAGAGACGAGCCCCUGUCACCCAGCCAGAAGACAGAGAGACGAGCCCCUGUCACCCAGCCAGAGGACAGAGAGACGAGCCCCUGUCACCCAGCCAGAGGACAUAG